Molecule: messenger RNA, 966 nt
Organism: Bipolaris zeicola 26-R-13
Lineage: Eukaryota; Fungi; Ascomycota; Dothideomycetes; Pleosporales; Pleosporaceae
Exons: 1
Coding region: 1-966 (321 amino acids)
Biological process (GO): S-methylmethionine cycle
Molecular function (GO): zinc ion binding; S-adenosylmethionine-homocysteine S-methyltransferase activity
Source: RefSeq, a predicted model, not a curated record
AUGACAAAUCAAGGUCAAUCUCGACUCAAGGUCUCGCACUUGAUUGCCGAAGGCAUGCCAAUCAUAUUGGAUGGUGCGCUCGCAACCUAUCUGGAAACAUUGGGGGCAAACAUUUCCGGGGCGUUAUGGUCCGCUGAAAUUCUAAUUGCCAACCCCUCACUCAUCAAGAAGACCCAUCUAGACUACUACCGUGCAGGCGCGAACGUGGCAAUUACUGCAUCGUAUCAAGCUUCCCUUGACGGUCUAGUCAAACAUCUAGGAUUGAGCAAGCAGGAUGCCAAGAAUGUGGUCAAAAAGAGCGUGGAACUUGCUCAGGAAGCCAGAAGCCAAUACAUCACCGAGGUUAAUGCAGAGGUUGGAGAUAAAUUAUUUGUCGCGGGAAGCGUAGGGCCAUAUGGUGCGUUCCUGGCCGACGGUUCUGAGUAUCGAGGGGACUACGUCGUGCCAAAGGAAACGAUGAAGGACUUCCACCGUGGACGCAUCCAAGCGCUUGUCGAAGCCGGUGUGGAUAUUCUGGCAUGCGAGACAAUCCCAUCAAAGGCCGAGACAGAAGCGCUCAUCGACCUCCUUACCUCUGAGUUUCCUUCUUCAGAAGCCUGGUUCAGUUUCACACUUCGAGAUGGUAGCCAUAUCAGCGACGGAACACCCUUGUCGGAGAUUGCUGCUCUUUUCAAAGGUGUGGAGCAAGUUGUUUCUUUGGGAUUCAACUGCGUCCCUGACGAUGUCGCACUCGUUGCUCUCCAGGAAUUGAAACCGCAUGUGAAGGAGGGGACAAUGGUGGUAUAUCCAAAUUCUGGCGAGCAGUGGAACGCAAAAGCGAGAGAAUGGGAGGGGAAGCGAACAGAAGGCUCGACGCUGGCAAAGAAAACAGAAGAGUGGAGGGACGCUGGCGCGGGGUUGAUUGGAGGAUGUUGUCGUACCACGCCGGAUGACAUCGCGGUCAUGAAGCAAGCUUUGACAUCCUGA